GUUAUGCUGAACUUGGGUAAAAAGAGAAAAAAUCAUGAUUUGUUGUGCUAAAAUUUAGUUUGGUAGACUGGUUAGACCUUAUAAAAAAUUAAUAUAAAGUAGUACCAGUUAUCACUAUUUGUUAAGACAUUUGUUUUAAUCAUGUAAAGUAUAAAUUCUCCGGUUUUCGUUGAGACUUACGGUCACGUACAUAUUUUCCGAAAAUGUCGAGAGCUAAAGUUGGUAUCAACGGUUUCGGUCGUAUUGGACGACUUGUACUCAGAGCAUCAAUUCUUAAAAACACUGUGGAUGUUGUUGCUGUGAAUGACCCUUUCAUUGAUUUGGAAUAUUUGGUGUAUAUGUUCAAGUAUGAUUCCACACAUGGGAGAUUCAAAGGAGACGUGUGCAUUAAGGACGGAAAAUUAUGUGUAAAUGGAAAGUUGAUAUCUGUCCACAAUGAAAGGGACGCAUCACUUAUUCCAUGGGAUAAAGAUGGUGUUGAGUAUGUGGUAGAGUCUACUGGAAUUUUCACAACUAUUGAUAAAGCCAGUGCACACAUUAAAAAUAAUCGAGCCAAAAAGGUCAUCAUUUCGGCUCCUUCCGCUGAUGCUCCAAUGUUCGUUGUCGGCGUGAAUGAGAAGUCAUAUGAAAAGGGGAUGACGGUGGUUUCGAACGCAUCAUGCACGACAAAUUGUUUAGCUCCUUUGGCUAAAGUCAUCCAUGAAAACUUCGAAAUAGUUGAAGGCCUUAUGACUACUGUUCACUCGUACACAGCUACGCAAAAAACUGUUGACGGUCCUUCUCAGAAGAUGUGGCGGGACGGUCGUGGGGCUGCUCAAAAUAUAAUUCCAGCUUCUACCGGUGCAGCCAAGGCAGUUUCCAAGGUUAUCCCCGCAUUGCAAGGAAAGUUGACUGGAAUGGCUUUCCGAGUCCCCACAGCGGAUGUUUCAGUUGUCGAUCUUACAUGUAGAUUGGCCAAAGGAGCUUCCUAUGAUCAAAUCAAGGCUGUUGUAAAGGCUGCAGCUGAGGGGCCAAUGAAAGGCAUUUUGGAAUACACUGAAGAUGAGGUGGUUAGCUCGGACUUUAUAGGGUCCACAUCGUCUUCUAUUUUUGACGCUAAAGCUGGCAUAUCGCUUAACAAUAAUUUCGUGAAACUAGUUGCUUGGUAUGUUACAUAUUUUCACUUACUGACCUCACUUCAUUUUUAGGUAUGAUAAUGAGUUUGGCUACAGUUGCCGAGUCGUUGAUUUGAUUACUCACAUGCACAAGGUUGAUCAUGCAUAAUGAAAUAGUCCUCGCUGUAGUCGGUAAUUUUUUGUCAAGUAAUAGAAAAAGCAAUAAAGUAUUUAUUUAACAUUUGUUUGUUGUAAUUUCAGUCGAUUGUGAAGCUCGGUCGUUGAAUGAUAUGUGUGUAUAGUAGUAAAUAUUGCUGUUGGUGUUCAGUUUAAGCUACGACUCAUUGUUUCUGCCCAACGUUACUUAGGAAAUGUUUUCUAAUUUGCACGCAUUAGUUAUUCUGCAAUUAUCCUUUAAAUAUAAUUGGUGCAGAAUAGAAUACUUUUCACAGCCCUUGUAUUUUUAUGGUUGGUUUCUAAAGUACUGGGUUAAAUGGAUACAAGAUGUGUGUAUGCCUUGGUAUGUUUUAUUUGUUUCGUCGAUAAGUAAAACAAAACUUUACUACUUGGUAAAUAAUGACUGAGUA
Molecule: messenger RNA, 1681 nt
Organism: Trichobilharzia szidati
Lineage: Eukaryota; Metazoa; Platyhelminthes; Trematoda; Strigeidida; Schistosomatidae
Source: the annotation of a GenBank genome assembly